GCUGGGUGAACAGUCUCCUCCCCUUUCCUUAAGUUGCGGUGAUAGUAAGCUGCUGUGUUCAGAGCACAUGCAGAUUGUCAGUUUUCUCUGUCUCCCGCUCGCUCCACUCUGCAGCUCGCUUCUAUCUGCUGGGAAACCCCUACCUUACCUGCCACCACCCUGUUCCCAGAGAACCGAAGGUCUGAAAAGGUUUCUCUAGUACCUCCCACAGAAAAGUCUUCCAUUUUUUGAAGGGAUAUUGACAGAAGUUAUUUGUAGAAGAAAACUUUCUUGAAGAUAGAUGACUAAAGGUAACGGAGAAGAGCCAAAAACUGGAAGUAGGAUGGAACGCAUUCAACAAGGAGUCCGGAAACGUACACUUUUGGCUAAAAAAAAAGUGCAGAGCAUAACAAAGGAUGAUGUUAAAAGUUAUUUAUUGAGGAAUGCCUUUGUGCUCUUCACCGUUGUUGCCGUGGUUCUUGGUGUAAUCCUUGGAUUUUCUCUCCGAUCAUAUAAGAUGAGCUACCGGGAAGUCAAGUACUUUUCAUUUCCAGGAGAACUACUCAUGAGAAUGCUGCAAAUGCUGGUCCUGCCGCUAAUUGUAUCCAGUUUAGUCACAGGAAUUGCUGCCCUGGAUAGUAAAGCAUCAGGGAAGAUGGGAGUCCGAGCAGUAGUCUACUACAUGAGUACUACGAUCAUUGCUGUACUGAUUGGUAUAAUCAUUGUGGUCAUCAUCCACCCCGGGAAAGGUACUAAAGAAAACAUGCACAGAGAAGGCAAAAUUGUGCAAGUGACAGCAGCAGAUGCCUUUCUUGAUUUAAUCAGAAAUAUGUUCCCUCCAAAUCUGGUGGAAGCUUGCUUUAAACAGUUCAAAACUAACUAUGAAAAGAGAAUGUUUAAAGUAAAUAUUCCAUCUAAUGACACAUCCACAGUGGCUUCCAUAAUAAGCAAUGUGUCACAAGCAAUGGAAACCCUCACUCAAAUGAAAGAGGAAAUAGUUCCUGUUCCAGGUUCUGUAAAUGGAGUGAAUGCCCUUGGCUUGGUGGUUUUCUCAAUAAGCUUUGGCCUGGUGAUUGGAAGCAUGAAGGAGCAAGGUCAGGCAUUAAAAGACUUCUUUGAUAGCCUUAAUGAGGCUAUCAUGAGAUUGGUAGCUCUAAUCAUGUGGUACGCUCCACUUGGAAUCCUCUUCUUGAUUGCUGGAAAAAUUGUUGAGAUGGAAGAUAUGGGUGUGAUUGGUGGUCAGCUUGCCAUGUACACUGUAACAGUUAUCAUCGGUUUGCUAAUUCAUGCUGUCAUUGUCCUACCUCUUCUCUACUUCCUGAUCACUCGUAAGAACCCUUGGGUAUUUAUUGGAGGCUUAAUCCAGGCAUUAGUCACAGCUUUGGGAACGUCUUCCAGUUCUGCAACACUACCUGUCACAUUUAAGUGUCUAGAAGAAAUAAAUGGAGUGGACAAACGAGUUACAAGAUUUGUACUCCCAGUCGGUGCUACAAUUAAUAUGGAUGGAACUGCUUUAUAUGAGGCUUUGGCUGCAAUUUUCAUUGCACAGGUUAACAACUUUGAUCUGAACUUUGGGCAGAUUAUCACAAUCAGCAUCACAGCUACAGCUGCCAGCAUUGGGGCUGCAGGCAUUCCUCAGGCUGGACUGGUCACCAUGGUCAUUGUGCUUACGUCAGUAGGUUUGCCUACAGAUGAUAUCACUCUCAUCAUUGCAGUGGACUGGUUCUUGGAUCGUCUCCGUACCACUACCAAUGUCUUGGGAGACUCCAUUGGAGCAGGAAUUGUUGAACAUUUAUCACGGCAUGAGCUGAAGAACAGGGAUGCUGAAAUGGGUAAUUCUGUGAUAGAGGAGAAUGAAAUGAAGAAACCAUACCAACUGAUCUCACAAGAAAAUGAGAGUGAGAAACCAUUAGAUAGUGAAACCAAGAUGUAGGUUAAAGAAAGCACGAGUCCAACACUGCAAGUGUGGAAAACACACUUUUUUUCCAGCCAUUUAUAUCUUGAGUUCACCAAGUUCACUUAUUCCUUGUUUUCUCCCUUUAUGCUAGCACUGGGAAGAAUUAAUGAAAAUAUAUUCCAAAUUAGCAGUGAUCAUGGUAUAUGUUGGCUUCCCACUUAAAAAAAAUUAACAGGCAACACACUGGUCCUGCUACACAUGUGCUAACUGAGGACAAAAAAGACAGACUGUCAAUUAAAUAAAAACAAAAAUCAGUGUAUAUGUUACUCAGUCCUGUAAACCUAUUCUUUUUUUUUCCCCCUUUUUUUCCUUUUUUAUGAACUGGAAAGUAAAAACCGAUAGCAGAGCCUGAAAAUGGUUUUAUUUUUUUAAAUACCCAUUGCAAAAUUCCUAACAUUAUAAACACACAAUCAAUACUUCUAACUUGAUAACUGCAUCCAGCUAAGUAAAUUAACAGGAUUUUUGCUUUUUUAUCAGAUUUUUUUUUUCUCUAGUGUUAUAUUGUUGUUGAAAUACCAGCAGGACAAUAAAAAGGACAUUAAUUGAAAAGAUAAAAAGGGGGAAAAUAUAUAAAUAAAGAAAAAAAUAUUCCUAAUUAGCACUUCUAUCAGCUGAGCUGAAAUACUUCUGAGCAAGUUAUUUUAUCUAGACACAGUUUUUGCCAUUAGCCUCAGCUGAUCUUGAGAAAAACUUAACCUAGUCAGCUCCCACUGACUUGCAAACAUUUACAUAUGUAUGUAUGUGCCUCCAAUGUGGAUUUACCCCCUUAAUUUCAGCAUUACAACCCAGCUGAACAAUCUAUGUGUGUAAGUGUUUGCAGGAGCAAGGCCCUAGUCUUAUUCACUCUGGGACGGAAAAAGUGUCGUCAUCUUUGGAAAAAAAAACAUAGCAUGCUCUGGCUAUGCCAAUUAUCUACUUAAUAAGCAAUAAUAAGAAUAGAAGGUAGUGCCAGCGUUCUGCAGAAGGUGCAAAAGGGUGAGAUGCUCAGAUCCCAAAGGGACUGGAUUCUAAAUCUGAAUCCCUGAGACCAACAGGAAGUUUCCUGAUUGGAAACCUCCCAAAUGCUUGGUCAUCCCACUGAAAAGUUAUAGAGCUAUUAGCUGGAUUUACGUUUUUCCAUCUAGAGAAGAAGUCUCCCUAUCUGAAUGUGAAAUUUCAAAAUCCUUGUGUGCUUAUCAGUAGCAUCUCAAAAAAAUAACCCUUUAGAAAGUAAAACUAAUGGGUGCUUUUUACUUUUUACUAGGAAAACUAUAUAAAUUGCAAAAUAGUAAAUACUACAAUAAAUGCUGACAUUUUAAUUAGAAAGCAUUUUAAAGCACAAUAUUGUAGGUUUCUUUCAGGGAAUAGAUAAGGAAAGAAUGAAAAAAGGGAGACAAUGCACUUGUAAUCCUGUGGCUUUUUUUGUUCAUUUCAAGAUUAUUCUCUGAUGAAGCCCGAUUCUAGAAAUAUAAAUAAUGUAUUUUUUCCUUUUUGCCUUGUAUUAUUUUCGAGGUUAAACUGGAAGGUUUUAUAAUGCAGUUACUGUUGGGGGAAUGAAAAAACAUUAAUUGACAGGCACAAUAAUUUCGAGUGAUCUAUUUUAUUAAAAUGUUCAGUUGUCUUCUUUCUCCCUCCCUCUACCAAAAAUUUCUGACGACUGAAAUGAAGGAAUCCCUUGCAAUGUCCCAGUUACCACUCAAAAAACAUUGAAUAUGUUGCUUCUGUCACUAAAAGAACAUAAAUGCAGUGUACAAGUAACGGUAGUGAAAAUGUCAGCACGCUGGCUGACGGCAAAUCUUUUCCCAGGCAAGACCCUUUUUUUUAGGACUGAAAACUCCUGACCAUCUUCUCCAGUUGAGUAACUCAGACAAUACAGGCAGGAAUUCUACAGUGAAUGAAGUGAGCAGGGUAUAAUACAGAGUAUUGAGCAGUCAAACCAACAAAGCUCUAAAUGAAUCUCUGACUGAAAGAAAACAAAUAUGGGGGAUCUUUUUUUGCUAACAGAAUGCAAAUCUAGGAUACAGACAGGCAUUUUCUUAUAUGUAAUUAGAGAUAUUUUUAUAUAGAUACUGUAUUCAGAAUGUGUGUAUAAACAUUAACUGUAGAAUUUAUGGCAUAACAAUUUAAUUUUUUGUUAAGAUUUUGUUUGGAAAUACAUUGCAAAGACAAUGUAAAUGGCUGUCUUUCUAUGACAUCAGCUGAGAAAAGUGAAUUGUGUCACAAAGAAUGUGAUCUUUUUUUAUACUAACUUUGUUUCUUAUGGAAAUCAGGUAUUAUAGAAAGAUUCACUUUCCCAUCCCUCACUGGUUCUGCAUUGGUAUGCACCCAGAGUGGAUUGAGAAACAUUACUUUGUAGAUGUAUUUUCAAUAAAAAUAGUUUUACAUUA
Chroicocephalus ridibundus (black-headed gull) is the source of this 4302-nucleotide messenger RNA. It is a transcript of the gene SLC1A3, whose product is annotated as solute carrier family 1 member 3. The transcript has 10 exons. Gene Ontology annotation, biological process: L-glutamate import across plasma membrane; L-aspartate import across plasma membrane; D-aspartate import across plasma membrane. Gene Ontology annotation, cellular component: plasma membrane. Bases 281 to 1912 code for a protein of 543 amino acids. The record is from RefSeq and is a predicted model, not a curated record. Lineage: Eukaryota; Metazoa; Chordata; Aves; Charadriiformes; Laridae. Gene Ontology annotation, molecular function: glutamate:sodium symporter activity; L-glutamate transmembrane transporter activity; neutral L-amino acid transmembrane transporter activity.